Molecule: messenger RNA, 438 nt
Organism: Symbiodinium natans
Lineage: Eukaryota; Dinophyceae; Suessiales; Symbiodiniaceae
Source: the annotation of a GenBank genome assembly
AUGCCGGGCACCUCGAUGGUCAGUCCUUCUCAGGCGGACAUGCAGUGGCGGGCACGGGUUGGUUCGGAGGAGUUCUGGGCCAGCUUCCCUCCACUGUCCCCACGGCCGGAGGUCGGAUCCGGAGGCCUGGUCCCGAUCCGGCUUAAUGCAUCGGCAAUCGUUGGAGGCCGCCCUGACCCGCUUCAAGAGACGCACGCAGGUGAGCGGCGAGGUUCCCGCAAAUCUGGCAGGAGUACGAGUUCCAUGGGCUCAACGCUGGGAGAUUUGGGACGCACAUCAUCGCGAGUCUCGCAACCGUCAAGCAGGGCUGCUGCCGACCUGGUGCUGGAUGCAGGAGCCAGGCAGCUGAAGAACCAACUGCAACAGGAGCGGCUGCUGCGACAGAAGGCUGAGGACGAGGCGCAGAAGCUUCGUGCGAGGCUGGGAGAGGCAGCCUGA